AUGCAAGCAUCGUCAACAGGCAAUCCUAAGCCGCGCAAACCCCGUCCAUCUCGAGCGCGAGGCUUACGUACAACCACCGGAUGCCUUACCUGCAGACGAAGGAGGGUGAAGUGUGACGAGCUGAGGCCACGAUGUGCGACAUGCAGCAAAUCCGACAGAGAAUGUCUGUGGCCGUCGCCAAAUGACCCCAUUGGCGGCACGGGAAGCAAUGCGUCUGGUUCUGUUCAAUCAGAAACUUCACCAGCUCAAGAUGGCUCUUCUGCUGCUGCCACGUCGCCAGGGCCUGCUAGACGACCAAUUCCAGGUGAUAUCGAUUCUCAGCUCUGGAACAAUUCUCCUGAGCUAUUGUUCGACUCUCCGUCGACCGUCAUCAACUCAUUGCCGUCGCCAAAUUCGGCACCUUUGGCCUACUACGACCUGCUUGCCGAGGAUGCCAUCAACAACAUUGACAAGUACAACCUCAAUGUUGACCUAGACAGGAACAAUUUGUCCAGACAGUCAAGUCCUGUCGCGGAUACACCAGGUUCAGGCCCGCAGCUACACUCAAGCCAGCAAGCACUAGAAGCCGAAUCGUCGGCACAUGAGCAAUGGAACUCAACCAACCCCAUACCCAUGUCUGACGAUGAGCUCGUGCUUUUUCAACACUACAUUGCUGUGAUUGGUCCUAUUUUGGAUCUGAACGACCCUUCCAGGCAGUUUACGGAAACUGUUCCUUCUCUGGCUGUCCAUAAUGUAGGCCUCAUGAAGUCUCUACUCGCUGUGUCGGCACGGCACAUGGCACUCCUGAAUGAGCCACAAAUCUGUCGGUUAAACAUACAAGACCCAUCCCCGGACGGCGACGACGGCAGGAUGAGGAACCUUCAAAGUCCUCUGCUACAGGCGGGAACACAAUAUUACUAUGAGACUUUGCAGUACCUGUCGAAGAAUCUUUUCUACCCUUCCUACAAUAGGUCUAGGGAGAUUAUAUCAACAUCUAUUCUCAUUAGUACCUAUGAGAUGUGGGACUCUGAAGGCCAAUACAGCAACGGAGCCUGGGAGAGACAUUUGCGUGGUAUAUUCUGGAUACAGAGGAGCCAAAACAACAACGGAGAGUCCAAAGACCCACUUCGGAGAGCUGCCUGGUGGCAAUGGAUACGUCAAGAUACCUGGGUCGCAUUCCGCGAAGGACGUCGCGUUCUAACUAUUUGGAGACCGACCAAGCGUUUGAUGGACCUAAGCCCGGACGAAUUGGCUUUGCGGAUUGUGUACAUAUGUGGGCGAUGUGUAGACUUUGCCGCAAACGAAAAGAAGUACGACCUGAACACUCGCAUCGACCAAGCCGGAAAGCUCCUGCAAGCUCUGGAAGAUUGGCAUCGAGCGCUCCCAGUAUCCUUCCAUCCCAUUCACCGAGGACCGCCACCUGGACCUGGCGCCAUGUUUGCGCCCAUCUGGAUUCACCCUCCUUCGUACGCAGCUGCUGUUCAAACGUUUCACUUUGCGAGAAUCAUAGUUCUCAUCAACCAGCCUUCAAUGGGAGGUGUCGACGAAUUCCGGAUUCGACAACGUAGCCUGGACGAAAGCGUAGACAUGAUCUGUGGCAUUGCGAUGGCACACCAAGGCAGAGAAAUUCCAAGUGCCAUGGUGAACUUCAAGUCCAUCUAUGCUGCUGGUUUAUGCGUUCAAGAACCCGUCAAGCAAACAGCUAUCUUGAACCUCCUCGACCAGACGCUCGAUGUCACCAAGUUCCCACCGAAGACACUACUCAACGAUCUUACCAGCUAUUGGCGGGCUGAAGCAUGA
Messenger RNA from Alternaria alternata, 1779 nucleotides. RefSeq lists its product as hypothetical. Gene Ontology annotation, molecular function: transcription cis-regulatory region binding; zinc ion binding; DNA-binding transcription factor activity, RNA polymerase II-specific. Gene Ontology annotation, cellular component: nucleus. The record is from RefSeq and is a predicted model, not a curated record. The transcript is spliced from 4 exons. The coding region runs from base 1 to 1779 and encodes 592 amino acids. Gene Ontology annotation, biological process: positive regulation of transcription by RNA polymerase II. Lineage: Eukaryota; Fungi; Ascomycota; Dothideomycetes; Pleosporales; Pleosporaceae.